Quercus lobata is the source of this 1000-nucleotide messenger RNA. RefSeq names its product F-box/kelch-repeat protein At3g06240-like. The transcript has 2 exons. The record is from RefSeq and is a predicted model, not a curated record. Lineage: Eukaryota; Viridiplantae; Streptophyta; Magnoliopsida; Fagales; Fagaceae. The coding region runs from base 263 to 601 and encodes 112 amino acids.
UUUAAUUUCAUUUCAAAUUUGAUUGUAUUUCGUCAAUCAUUUCCAUGUAUGUUUGUGGGAUUCAAUAUAAUGGGUUAGUGUGUGAAAUUGGUGAAGAACUGUGAAAAACAGAGCAUCUCACAACUUGAUCGCGAUUGGCUUGUGAGUGGACAACCCAUGAAAGGUCACGUGAGAAGUACAUGCUAGAAACUGAAGAGUCAAGUGUCAGAGGGCAUCUCGCCACUCAUCUCAUGGCUUGGCCAACUCAUGAGAUGACCCAAGAAUGAUAAAGAGGAAACAACUGUUAGGCCAUCAUCUUUAUGGAAAAGAGUUUGUAGCUGAGGAUAAGCAGGGUCCGGUGAUGAUUCUUGCUUUCGAUCUUGCCAAUGAGAAAUUCUGGGACUUUGCAAUGCCGCGCCAACCACCCACCUAUGGGGCGGAGAGGUUUUUAGAAGCAUGUUUGGAAGGGUUUUUGGAAGCGUGUUUGGAAGUAUUGAAUGGAAAGCUAUGUUUUAUUGUGAAUCUUGAUAAGAAGGAUAAUGAAGUUUGGUUGAUGGAAGAAUAUGGGGAAGGGAGUUCUUGGACUCGGGUUUAUAAAAUUGAGUAUGAUGGAGUGUUUUAGAAUGUCAAGUUUUUCAAUCCUCUAAUGUUUUCCAAGAAUAGCAAGGAGAUUCUUAUGGAGAAGUGCUACUGGGGUCGUACUUUUCUUAUUUGGUUUGACACAGAAAUUAAAAAACACAGGAAGGUUAAGAUUCGGAAGCUUCCCCAUGUGUUUCAGAUGGCAAUUUGUACCGGGAGUCUUCUUCUACUUGAUGGUGAUAAUGUGAUUAGUCGAUAUUGAAGAACAAUAAUGUAAUUGAUUGAUAUAGAAAGAACAAUAGGUAAAACAAUGGAUUAGUUUUUGUUUCCUUAAUUGUCUGUCUUAAUAUUGGUGUCUAUCAUUUUUGGUUGCAUAAAUCUUUCAAAGACCAGACUAGAAUUCGAGUAUUAGUAAAGUGGUGGUUGUGAAUGAUAGGGGACA